AUGAAGAGUAACUGGCAAGCUCCUGUUUUCUUGUACAUGUGGAGUUUUCUGUGGGCUCUGGUGUCAGCCAACGUCCAGCAGCAAACAAGGUUCCCAGUCACCUUCAGCUCUAACCAAAAGACUGACCUCUGCCCACCAAUCAGGACUGGCGAAGAUGACUUGCCAGGUUACGACCUGAUUUCUCAGUUCGAGCUAGAUAAAGCUGCCUCCCGAGGAGUCAUCCAGAGAGUGGUGGGCUCCACAGCUUUACAAGUGGCUUAUAAAUUAGGCACAAACGUAGACUUCAGGAUCCCAACCAGGUUUUUGUAUCCCAAUGGAUUGCCUGAUGAAUAUUCUUUUCUAACUACAUUUCGGAUGACUGGAAGCACACUUCAGAAAAGCUGGAGUAUUUGGCAGGUCCAGGAUUCGUCAGGAAAAGAACAAGUUGGAGUGAAGCUUAAUAGUCAAACAAAGGCUCUUGAGUUUUCUUAUAAAGGGCUGGAUGGAAGUCUCCAGACUGCAACCUUUUCACAUUUGCCUUUUUUGUUUGAUUCCCAAUGGCACAAGGUUAUGGUCAGCGUGGAAAAGAGCAAUGUCACUCUUUUUAUUGACUGCAUUAUGAUAGAAUCCUUACAGAUAAAGCCCAGGGGCAAAAUCAACGUGGAUGGCUUUGCUCUGCUGGGAAAACUUAUAAAUAAUCCUCAAGUUUCAGUUCCGUUUGAAAUCCAGUGGAUGCUGAUUCAUUGCGACCCUCUGAGACCACAAAGAGAAAGUUGUAGCGAACUUCCAGCCAGGAGACAGAUAAGCCAGACUGUCACGGAGAGAGGCCCCCCAGGUCCGCAAGGCCCCCCAGGUCCACCAGGGCCACCAGGAGUUCCUGGCAUCGAUGGCAUCGAUGGAGACAGAGGUCCCAAUGGCCCCCCAGGCCCUCCAGGUCCGGAUGGUGAGCCAGGCAAACCAGGUGCCUCCGGGAUGCCAGGAGAGCCAGGAGCUGAUGGACUGACAGGCCCUGAUGGAUCGCCUGGCCCAGCUGGACCCCGAGGACAAAAGGGUGAACCUGGAUUGCCCGGAGGCCGUGGACUUCCAGGUAAGGGGAUUCUUGGACCAGCAGGUCCCCCUGGUGUAGCAGGACUUCCUGGUGAAGUAGGCCGUGUUGGUCCAUCCGGUGAUGCUGGAAAGAGAGGUCCUCCAGGCCCACCAGGGCCCCCAGGUCCCAGAGGAACAAUUGGGCUGCAUGAAGGAGAUCCACUGUGUCCCAAUGCUUGUGCACCUGGUCGUCCAGGACACGCUGGCCUAAUAGGAAUGAAGGGUCACAAAGGAGUAAAAGGAGAGGAUGGUGAACCAGGGAAACAAGGUCAUAAGGGUGAGGAAGGUGCCCAGGGAGUCCUAGGUGAUGUCGGAGCUCAAGGCCCUCCAGGGAUUCAAGGUUUGAGAGGCAUAACUGGUAUAAUGGGAGCCAAAGGGAACAAAGGUGCUCGUGGCCUUGAUGGUGACCCUGGUCCACGAGGGCUCCCUGGUGGAUCUGGAGACCAGGGACAGAGAGGUCUACGGGGAGAGACAGGUCCGAAGGGAGACAGGGGUCCUCAAGGUAUUAGAGGAAUAACUGGCCUCCCUGGGCCUAAAGGAGAAGCUGGCUUACCGGGGGUUGAUGGCCGGGAAGGUAUCCCUGGAAUGCCUGGAGCAAAGGGUGAACCAGGAAAACCUGGUGCUCCAGGUGAUGCAGGACUUCAAGGACUGCCAGGUUUACCUGGCUCCCCAGGUGCAAAUGGUGUUUCUGGCCCAAAGGGUAAUGCAGGUGCCCCUGGGAUACCAGGUUUGAUGGGAAAUUCUGGUAAACCUGGCGAACAAGGAUCACAGGGGAUAGAGGGACCAAUAGGACCAAGGGGUCCACCUGGUAGCAGAGGUGAGCCAGGUCCUGCCGGGCCUCCAGGUCCACCAGGGAAACUGGGUCCUGAAGGGGACCUAGGACUACCGGGACUGCCAGGUCCUUCAGGCCUGCCUGGCGCCAAAGGUGACAGGGGAUUGGUUGGUGAGCCAGGGCCUAAAGGUGAACAAGGUCCUGCUGGAGGAGAAGGAGAACCAGGAGAAAGGGGUGACCUGGGUGAUAUGGGAUUGCUGGGCCCAAAGGGAUCAGUUGGUAACCCUGGUGAGCCUGGCCUUCGUGGACCUGAAGGAAGUCGUGGACUGCCUGGCAUAGAAGGGCUACGAGGCUCACCUGGACCUCGCGGUUUGCAAGGUGAACAAGGUGCUCCAGGUCUGCCUGGCAGCCAGGGUCCAGCAGGUAGAGAGCCAACAGAUCAGCACAUUAAACAGGUCUGCAUGAGAGUCAUGCAAGAACAACUUGCUCAGCUAGCAGCCAGCCUUAGGAGGCCUGAAUCUGGUGCUACAGGUCUCCCAGGUCGACCUGGACCACCAGGUGCUCCCGGGCCUCCUGGUGAAAACGGCUUCCCAGGACAGAUUGGAUCCCGUGGUUUGCCAGGUCUUAAAGGUCCUCCUGGUGAGAUUGGUUUUAAAGGUCCAAAAGGUGAAGCUGGUGAAAAGGGGGAGAGGGGAUUUCCAGGCAGAGGACCCAAAGGCUUACCUGGAACAACAGGUCUUCCAGGUGAACCCGGCAAACCCAGCUAUGGAAGGGAAGGCCGUGAUGGUGAACGAGGCCCACCAGGAGUGGCUGGUCAGCCUGGAGUACCUGGUCCUCCAGGUCCUGCCGGUCCUCCGGGAUAUUGUGAGCCAUCAUCUUGCACAGUGCAAGCUGGACAGAGAGCUGGUGAGAACGUGAAAGGGCCAUGA
Emys orbicularis (European pond turtle) is the source of this 2766-nucleotide messenger RNA. It is a transcript of the gene COL9A1, whose product is annotated as collagen type IX alpha 1 chain. The record is from RefSeq and is a predicted model, not a curated record. The transcript is spliced from 38 exons. Gene Ontology annotation, molecular function: extracellular matrix structural constituent conferring tensile strength. NCBI's taxonomy places the organism in Eukaryota, Metazoa, Chordata, Testudines, Emydidae. Bases 1 to 2766 code for a protein of 921 amino acids. Gene Ontology annotation, biological process: extracellular matrix organization.